AUGGCUACCACAACCCGCCCACGCAUUAACCACAGCCUUGAGCUCUCGAGGCUCUAUCCAUCGUGCUAUCCUUGCUUCAAGGGAGCCCGGCGAUGCAGUUCCACAGACAACCAGGGUGCUCGACCAUGCGAUCGUUGCGUAAAGGAUGGUCUGCCACCAGAGGAAUGUGUCGCUCAUCAAGACGAUCCACGCUGGGUGGCAGGCAAAUCCGGAGCGACCAAGAGGCGCGAUGGCGGAAAGGGGGGCAGGGACAAUGCCUAUGAUGGGGGCGUCCGAGCGGCUACCACGGAAGGCUUGCGCCGCUCCGCUCGUUCGACUCGUUUCACGUUCAACCAUGCGGACGCAGAGAGUGCUGAAGAGGAAGACGACCAAACGCCCGUGGUGGAGCAGAGCGCAACGGACGGGGCUGCAGAGGCGAACGCUGGCAAUGAGACAGUCGUUGUCCCUAGCGAAGAGACUGCUGCUGAGGAAGAUAUGCCUCCACCCACAGCGCGCAAUGCCUUGCCACUCAGCGAAUUCUCUUUGGCGAACCGCGGAUGUCGCGUCAAAGUGAAGCCGCAGCGACCAGACCAGGACGACUAUUGA
Cercospora beticola is the source of this 585-nucleotide messenger RNA. RefSeq lists its product as uncharacterized. Lineage: Eukaryota; Fungi; Ascomycota; Dothideomycetes; Mycosphaerellales; Mycosphaerellaceae. The record is from RefSeq and is a predicted model, not a curated record.